This is a messenger RNA of Ipomoea nil (Japanese morning glory), 1065 nucleotides long. RefSeq lists its product as uncharacterized. The coding region runs from base 1 to 1065 and encodes 354 amino acids. Lineage: Eukaryota; Viridiplantae; Streptophyta; Magnoliopsida; Solanales; Convolvulaceae. The record is from RefSeq and is a predicted model, not a curated record. The transcript has a single exon.
AUGGAGCCAGCAGCGACAUCUGAGGCAGUGGCUACACUGAGUAGACGUUGGGCGGACGUCGUGCUAGAGGACGAAGAGGAUGCUGUUUUCGAACCUGUUGAGGCGGGAAGCGACGAGCAGCCUCCGGCGACAGCACGAACAUGGCGCCUCGUUGGUAAAUUCCUAACCACCAAACUUGUCAAGAUGGAGUUUAUGAGCCAAGUUAUGGCUUCGGUAUGGCAGCCGGUCAAGGGGGUUCAGGUCUCGGAGUUACAACCAGGGUUUUUUCUCUUUGUGUUCUAUCAUGAGAUGGAUAUUUGUUUGGUUCUUGAGGGUGGUCCAUGGUCCUUUGAGAACCAUACUUUUGUCUGCAAACGGAUUGAGGAUGGAGUUAUUCCAGUCACGAUACCGUUGGACUCUGUUGACAUGUGGGUACAAGUGCAUGACUUGCCGCUUAGUUAUACAUCUGAUCUUAUUCUGGAACAAGUUGGAAAUUUUAUGGGAACAUUUAUAAAGGUUGAUGAUAGGUUCUCGGAUGCACCAUGGAAAACGUUCUACCGAAUUAGGGUUUCAAUAUCUGUCAUAAAACCGCUAAAACGGCGCAUGAAGCUUCUAAAAAGAGAUAAGUCGACUUGCUGGGUUAAUUUCAGGUACGAAAGAUUGCACAACUUUUGUUAUUUCUGUGGUCUGAUGGGGCAUUUGCACAAGUAUUGUUUGAAGGCACGAGAUGCGGGCAUACCGAUGGAUCAAUAUCCAUAUGGUGAAAGUUUACGCGCUGGAUUGAGAAAGGGUCCACGCAAGGUGGGAGCUUCAUGGCUCCUUGACAAAAACAGUAACCCCAUGGUGGAAACCCUCUCGGGUAUAGCGCCUGGUUUGCGAGCUGAUGAGAUAUGCCGUGGGGAGGCAGUAACUGGGUUUGCCCAUGGGGAGAAUGUGACAGUCAUGGCAGCGUCCAAGAGAAGAAGAGGUGAAGUGAAUGUGGGCACUAGGGGCAAUGCAAAUGUUGGCAGUGAUAUUGUUAUGACAGAGAUCCAAAAAAACUUGUUUGUGGCGGGUUCUGGUUCCCAGACCCGCCCAUCAUUAUGA